GUACGCAGUUUUAUCCCUACCUUAACCGACCAUACACCCCCCCUCCCCGGGCUUUUGUUGUUGCCGGAUUGAAUCCUUAUACCCCCGGGCAUCAAACUCCACUGGCUACCCUGAGACGGGGACUUCGUGUGGCCGUGUGGGAAGUGGCUGUUGUGUACCUGGAAAGAAAAAAAGGUAUAUUGCAUCAUUGCAAAAAGAAUCAACAAACAGAUGGGCAGUUUUAGAAAUAUUGAUUCAGCAAAUCCCUUUACAGUCUUUUUCUCUUUACAGAACCUAAAGAUUUUAGUCAUAUGAUGCACACUAUCUGCAUGUAAACAUCAUUGUUUCACAUUUGAUAUCAGGAAAACAUCAUUCUCUUGCUUUCUUUUAUCAUACUUGCUGUAACAUUGUCACUGAAGUCUUGUUUUCGUACGUGUUGACCGAAAACAUCCUAAAUCUUGACUUAAACUUAAUUAUUGUUUAGAUGUUAGAUCUGGACUUUGGCCUAGAUUUGAGCAUUGUGUUCUGUUUCUUUUAUUCAAAAGGUCUCUACUGUCCUGUAGGCAACGACAAUUUCGUGAGUCCAACUUGAAAUUUUGAUGGUUUCUAUACUUUUAUCUUUGCAAUUGUUUACUUUAUAAUUAUAUUAAUAUUGUGUUUGUACCUCUACGCUUUGUCAUUAGUACGACAUAAUUUCUCUCAUAUUUAAAAUGUCUCAUGUGAAUGUCUAUAAUAAUGCGUAAUAAUUUCUAUAGUAUUACUCUCUAGUCUCUACCCUUUAUUAGGCAUAUUUUAAAGAAUAUGGGCGAAAAAAAGAACAUUAUACACAUUUAUAAAGAAUGCGAACCUAAUAUAUUCUUUGAGUUUGAUCAUUAUGUUCAUUGAGUUUGAAUUAUUUGUUCUUCACAUUAUACAAUAUGUUCUCUAAUGUAUAAACAUAAAAAUAAAAAAUAAAAAAUAAAUGUUAAAUUCAAGCACCCGAGUAACUAUGAAAAAGAACAUGUUAUUUAAUGUAUUAUCAUAUUUUUUUUGUAAAGACUUAAUGUUUUUCAUCAAAUACAAACAUAUUCUUUGUCAAACACAAACAUUUUCUUUUGUCGAACAUAGGGUUCUUUUUCAAACACAUUCAACCACCUGAGUAACCAUGAAAAGAACAAAUUCUUUAAUAUAUUAUCAUGUUCUUUUUGUAAAGAUUUUAUGUUUUUUGUAAUGUCAUGUUCUUUGUCAAACACAAACAUGUUCUUUUGUCAAACAUAGGUAUAUUCUUUUUCAAACACUAGUAUGUUUUUUCCGCCUUUUUUAGUUUUACCGGGUGUAACAUGCUCAUGGUGUCGAGUGCACUAUACUAUUUUCAUAUGAAAUGUCUCAUGAUCAAUUUUUGAAAUAUUCAUCGCGCUCAUUUUAAAUUUCUGAAAGAGGAAAAAACGCAUCUACAUAAAAACUGUUUGUGCACAUUUAAAGUACAAUAAAUUCCAAAAUUCUAUACGAAUGUUAUGAGCCACAAUUCAGAAGAACGGUUUUCAUAGGUCUCUAGUGUUUAUUUAUACAUACUAUAAAGAAUGAAAUAAGUUUCAGCUAACACCUAAAUGUCAGACAUUUAAAUCCCUAAUCAAUAAACUGUCUUUCCCUUUGCAUUAUGCAAGAAAAUAGUUUUCAACGUAUAAAUAUGACAGUACGUUUUUUUCUUUUUUGGUUUAUAUUUAAUGCAAACCCUUCAAAAGAAAAUUAAGCUGAAAUUUAGGAAUGUAAGAAAACUAGUGCAUUCCUAAGUUUAAGGGAUCAAUGUUUUCAUUUCAUCCAGCUUACUAUUGUUGGAAUGCAUGUAUUAGCAAUCUAUCAACCAUUCCUUUUUUUUGUGAUAAGAGUAGAACAAGGACAACAACAUCAACAACAACCGAAAAAUCAAAGUAAAAUUUAAAAGAAAAACAAAUACAAAACGAAGUUUGCAACUUAAAUUUUAUUUUGAGGGGAAAUUGAUAUUCAUAACACAAACUUAUAUUGUUGAUUUUCAUCUUCUUUUCUGGGAUUAAUCUCCUUCCAAAAUUUGGAUAAGGUUUGAGUUUAUACUGUUUUCCCCAUUUAAAGAACAAUUCUAAAGUUCUGUUUUGUUAAAGAAAAAACAAUAGUAAAUUUGAAUACAAAGAUAGGCAAAAUAGCUAAGGAAUUAGAACUAGCUGGGCAAAAUGCUGGGAAGGUGGGCAAUGGUAAUGCCUCCCCUUCCCCUACUGAGGAAGAGGUGGAAAAUACCGAGAAGAUGGAUAUACCGUUGAUUGGUGGGGACCGAUAUGACAGCGAGCAUGUGGCCGAGCUCCACUCAGCACCGUCUGGGGUGCUCAAGGCGGAGGAUGAGGAGGCUACAGGUGAUUAUUCUCCUAUGAAGAAUUUUGCAGAUGCUAAGCAUGUAUGGUGGACAGAGUUGUCGAAGUUAUGGGGCAUUGCAGGUCCUAUUGCUUUCAAUAUCCUUUGCAAUUAUGGUAUUAAUUCAUUUACCAAUAUCUUUGUUGGACAUAUUGGAAAUGUGGAGCUCUCAGCUGUGGCCGUUGCUCUUUCUGUUUUUGGAAAUUUUGUCUUCGGUUUCUUGUUAGGCAUGGGAAGUGCCGUAGAGACAUUAUGUGGGCAAGCAUAUGGAGCAGGGCAAAUACACAUGCUAGGAAUCUACAUGCAAAGAUCUUGGCUUAUCCUCUUCGGCGCUUGCUUAUUGCUUUUACCUCUUUACUUAUGUGCUACGCCAAUCCUAAUGCUCUUGGGUCAGGAACCUGAUAUAGCGGAGCUUGCAGGGAAGUUUGCCAUACAAUGUCUCCCACAGAUGUUCUCGCUUGCUGUGAAUUUUCCGACCCAGAAGUUCUUGCAGGCUCAAAGUGAUGUUGCAUUCAUGGCAUAUGUUGGUUUUGUGGCCUUGAUCGUCCAUGUCAUGAUGCUUUACCUCUUCAUCGAGGUGUUUGGGUGGGCUACCAUGGGUGCUGCUUUAGCCUAUAAUAUCUCUGGCUGGGGGAUUGUGUUGGCUCAAGCGUUUUACAUCAUAGGUUGGUGCAAGGAUGCUUGGACUGGCUUCUCUUGGUUGGCUUUUCACGACCUUUGGCCUUUCGUUAAGCUCUCUGUUGCUUCUGCUGUUAUGAUUUGCUUGGAGAUUUGGUACUUUAUGAGCAUCAUUGUUCUCACUGGCCACCUUGAAGAUCCUGUUAUUGCAGUUGGUUCCCUUUCUAUCUGUAUGAAUUUAAAUGGCUGGGAAGGCAUGCUGUUUAUAGGAAUCAACGCAGCUAUAGGCGUUCGAGUUUCCAACGAACUUGGAUCAGGACAUCCUAGGGCAGCCAAGUACUCCGUAAUUGUCAUUGUUGCUCAGUCGCUCUGCAUAGGCAUCCUCCUUAUGUGCAUAGUCAUGCUCACUAGGAAUCAUUUUGCUGUAAUCUUUACAGAAAGCAAAGAUAUGCAAAAUGCUGUUGCUCAUUUAGCUUAUCUUUUGGGCAUUACCAUGGUACUUAACAGUGUCCAGCCAGUAAUAUCAGGUGUCGCCGUUGGAGGAGGGUGGCAGGCCUUAGUUGCUUACGUAAACCUGUUUUCAUAUUAUGUUAUUGGACUGCCUUUGGGAUUUCUCCUUGGCUAUAAGACUCGCUUAGGCGUGGAGGGUAUUUGGAUAGGAAUGAUAAUUGGGACAAGUCUUCAGACAUUAAUCCUAGUCUACAUAGUUUACCAAACAAAUUGGAAUAAAGAGGUAGAGGAAGCUUCAGAAAGGCUGCGAAUAUGGGGUGGACGAGCAGAAGAAUCGCAUGAUGAUGAUAAAUAAGUUCUUACUAUGUUGAUUGUCCCAAAUGAUUCAUUAAAAUAGGUUUUAUUUGUUUUAGUUUUUAAUCUACAUUAUAUCCAAAAAGAUAGGCUUUUUUUUUUCCAAUUUUCUCCUGGAUAAUCUCUUACAAGUUUUGAACCUAGUUAGGGUUAGGAUAUUAAAUUAAUGGUAGGACAUAGAAUGCAGGUCUAUAGCAAAUUAUAGUAAUAGUUACUAUCCUUCAGAACA
Messenger RNA from Chenopodium quinoa (quinoa), 3988 nucleotides. RefSeq names its product protein DETOXIFICATION 34-like. The transcript is spliced from 7 exons. The coding region runs from base 2234 to 3760 and encodes 508 amino acids. Gene Ontology annotation, molecular function: xenobiotic transmembrane transporter activity; antiporter activity. NCBI's taxonomy places the organism in Eukaryota, Viridiplantae, Streptophyta, Magnoliopsida, Caryophyllales, Amaranthaceae. Gene Ontology annotation, biological process: xenobiotic detoxification by transmembrane export across the plasma membrane. The record is from RefSeq and is a predicted model, not a curated record. Gene Ontology annotation, cellular component: membrane.